AUGAAGUUCUUUACAGUGACUGUGUUGACUCUAGCAGUGGCCGCCUCCGCGAGGCACAUCACGCUUGAAGAUGUCAUCGAAUUAGAAAAGAACACUCCGUACGGUUACAUCACCGCCGUUGCCCUGCCACUAGCUAACAAAGUUCUAAUAGCUGAGGAGAAAGGUAAACAGAAUCCAUCUAGAAUCGUUGGUGGCUCAUUAGCUGGCCUUGGACAAUUUCCUUAUCAGGCUGGACUUAUUGUACACUUACCUAGUGGCAAUGGUAUCGCCAGUGCAGUUCUAAUCUCAAACAAUAGAGUACUAACUGCUGCACACAAUUUACAUGAUGGCGUUUCAAAUGUCCCAAGUGUGACUGUGGUCCUAGGAACUACCACUCUAUUUGGAGAUGGAGUAACAUUUACAACUAACAACUUCAUUUUGCAUGAAAAUUAUAAUCUUUUUCAACUAAGAAAUGAUAUUGCUAUCAUCAAUUCGCCGUUUAUAAUCCAAAGUUCAAGUAUUCUGGCCCCCAUCGCCCUUCCUUCUGGCUCUCAGCUUCAAGAGGACUUCGUUGGUGAUAAUGCUGUCGUAUCAGGAUUUGGAAUGAAUCCUUCAAUUGGAGGUGUUAUUGCGAAUCAACCGUUUAGCUACGUGAGCUUGCCAGUUAUCUCAAACGAUGUCUGCGCCCAAGUUUUAGGAUCCUUUAUUCAACCUUCCAUCGUGUGCACGGGAAGUGUCAUCGAUAAAAAUGUUUGUUCUGGUGACUCAGGUGGUCCUCUCGCAGUUCAGCGAAAUGGCAAACCUCUUUUGAUUGGUAUUGUAUCAUUCGGGGCACCUGGAGGCUGCGCCGGCGGGAAUCCAUCUGCUUACUCGAGAGUCACUGAGUACAUAAAUUGGAUAAAUACACGACUGUAA
Molecule: messenger RNA, 894 nt
Organism: Spodoptera littoralis (African cotton leafworm)
Lineage: Eukaryota; Metazoa; Arthropoda; Insecta; Lepidoptera; Noctuidae
Source: the annotation of a GenBank genome assembly